AUGUCGUCACCUUCCAGAGACCGCAUUAGCAGAACCCCUCGAACUGCGCGGAAUGGAAAUUCUACGGAUUCACAGAGCCCCUUCAAUGCCUUGCACCAGCUUGCUGGCGCCAUAAGAGACCCAAGAACGCCCUCCCAAACUUCCGCCCGUCCUCUGCUCUCGGCAAACCGAGCUUCGGCAAGACGUACACCCCGUACAAAUGUGGGCGGAAAUGCUGCCCCUGCAACUCCCCACGCCUUACGGGCGUUACAAAGACGCGCAGCUACAUAUACUCCUGGUCGCGAUAGAAGGAAAAGUGGACGUGUGCAAAGAGAAACGCCAAUGGAUAUACUGAGGAAUCUUGGGAAAGUUCUGGCCCCCAACACUCGAACAGUCUCAUCAUCACCAACAGAAAAACCGGAGAUACCACAGCCGAAACCUGUAGUCGAUGAUCUAGAUGAAGAGCCAGAUCCUCCAAGACCCAGGCUUUCGCUACCACUCAGGGAAAUGCUUCCGGAAGGUGAUGGUAGUCCGGAAAUAACGCCUCCAAGGUUAUCGUUAGCUCUCGAUGAAGAUGCUGAACUCACGACGACAUCCAUUGAAUUCGCAAGGCGAGAUCGCAGUUUACGGGACCGGGCAACCCUCUCCAGGGUAAGUCUGGGCAGCACCCGAUUUAGUGACCGCUUUGGUGAUCUCAGCAGAAUGGAAGAUCUUGAAGAAGAAGACUAUACGGUUGCACAUGAAGAUGAGGACGAUGACCAUGGAGCUGAUACAACGGGACAACCGCUUUUCGACGCAGGAGGCGAAACUGAGGACUUGCGACGGUUCAACAUUGACUUUUCCUUCCCGACUCCUGACGCAACGGUUGCUGGGAUUACCGGACAUCAACCCGUUAAUGAAGAAGAUUUUGCGCUUGAUGCAAAACUUGACAUGGAUGAAGGCUUUCCGUCGUUCAACAGCGUGGUCGGCGGGGAGGGUAUUGAGCUCGCGAUGCCGGAUGACUAUUCUAAGCCCGCACCCCCUUCAAGCAGUCCCGAACCGGUACCCCAAGAACAAGUGAAAGGUAGCAAGCAAAAGAAGCUAUCACGGCAUGGGAUUCCCAUGCCACGUUUACCGUCUGGGGUAGUAAAAAAGCUAGCCACCCGGUUUGCCAGGAGUGGAAAUGGAGGAAAGUCGAGAAUCAGCAAGGAGACACUCGCUGCUAUUGAGCAGGCAACAGAAUGGUAUUUUGAGCAAGCGAGUGAUGAUCUCUUAGCGUAUGCGAAGCACGCAGGCAGAAAGACUAUCGAUGAGACGGAUGUCAUAACACUCAUGAGGAGGCAACGACGUAUCGGCAAAAACACGACGAUGUUUGCACUCGCUCAAAAACACCUACCCAAAGAGCUUCUGCAAGAUAUCCGUCUUCCAAAACGCUGA
Molecule: messenger RNA, 1395 nt
Organism: Paracoccidioides lutzii Pb01
Exons: 5
Coding region: 1-1395 (464 amino acids)
Biological process (GO): replication fork processing; resolution of meiotic recombination intermediates
Cellular component (GO): FANCM-MHF complex; Fanconi anaemia nuclear complex
Molecular function (GO): chromatin binding; protein heterodimerization activity
Source: RefSeq, a predicted model, not a curated record